Messenger RNA from Gekko japonicus, 537 nucleotides. RefSeq names its product gametocyte-specific factor 1-like. NCBI's taxonomy places the organism in Eukaryota, Metazoa, Chordata, Lepidosauria, Squamata, Gekkonidae. The record is from RefSeq and is a predicted model, not a curated record.
AUGGCUGACAACUACAUUGAUGCUUUGGAUCCAGAGAAACUAAUGCAGUGCCCAUAUGACAAGAAUCACCAAAUAAGAGCAUGUAGGUUCCCCUACCACCUUGUCAAAUGCCGCAAGAACCACCCUGAUAUUGUGCAGCAGCUGGUGACGUGCCCCUUUAAUGCCCGUCACCAGGUCCCCAGAUCAGAGAUCAGCCAACACAUAUCCAGCUGCGAUGACAAAAGAUUCAUCGAGCAAGACAUCGCAAGUCAGUUGGGCAACUACAGAAAAGAACCCAAUGUGGUGAGCAUGUGGCAGUCUCCUCCAUGCGAAGAAGACUGGGACAAAGAUUUAGGAGACGAAUCAAAGUCUGUCUUCAUCUGGGGCGUAAGCCGCUGUGUGACAAACAGUUACGGAUCGAGCGCAACCAUGGAACAGAAGAACCAUCUGCCUUCAGGUCUGCGAGUCCCCAAGUCAUUGCCAAAUGUGCUGCCGUGGAAGAGCAAUCCAGCAGUUGCUGCCACCACCACAGUUCAAGGAUCUUCACUGGGUGAUUGA